CCAUUGCAGAUGAUCUGAGAGUUCCUCUUGAUUAUAAUGGAUGACCAAUGCCACAUUAUAAGCGAGUCGGGUGAGGCAAAGAAACGAUUUUUAUCUCAGGUAAACAAAGCAGCCCCAUCACGAAAAUAUAUGUGUUUAAUUUAUAAAGGUGUACCAUAUCGACUUGCUACCGAGAGUAAGAUCGGUGAUCAUGAUCAUUUUUGUCUCGAAAGAAUAAGACCAGCUAAUGAUCGUUUCCCGUCUAAAAAUGUCGCUUAUGUGACGAAAUAUGGGACGCUAUACAAUACAAAAAUUGAUUCUCUUGCUGAUAGAUUGCUGGCUAAAAUAUUGAUGUAUGUGCCAUCACGUGAAAGACCAAAACUUACAUUGGUAUGCGAACAAUGGAAAAGAGUCGUGAUGAUGUUUCGGGAUGAUGAUUCUUGGUUUGAUGUCAAAAAACUUGAAUUAAUUUAUUGGCGAUAUGAUAAAUAUUUAACGAGCGAUGGAGGAUACGAUUUUGUAAAGUCACAGAUCAAUAGAUGUGGUCGUUAUUUAACGAAAUUAGACUUGACAGCUUAUGGUGAUAGUGAGAUAAUGCUAUUCAUUAAAAAUUCUUGUCCAAACCUCGUAACACUUCGCUUGAGAUUCACCGAGAUGAAAGAAAUAAUAUUAGCUAAUUCAUUCACAUGUCUACCUAAAUUAAAAUUAUUAACAAUUAUAUUUCAAAGUAUGAAGCCUUUACCAUUGUUACCCAUUAUUGUUUUAAUCAAUUCAUUGAGAAACGUUGCUGAUACAUUGAUUCAGUUAAGUCUCUUGUAUUGGAUUGAUGACUUAAGAGACAUCCCUGAUUUUACAGCAGUAAUCGAUGAUGUGCUUCAUGACUUAAAUGCCCUGAAAACUUUGGAACUUGCUGGUGUAAAAGUUUCUGAUAAUGUAAUCAAUUAUCUGAAGAACAAUAAAAUUUUAUAUGUUAAUCAUACUACGCACCUUCUACAAUAUCUUUCUACAUUCAAAACUUUCACAGAUAUCAAGAUAUUACGAAUUUCAGAUUGCAAAAUAACAAAUGAUACAUUGUAUAGUAUUGCCAAUACUUUUCAGAACUUGGAAACAUUAGAAAUAUAUAGUACCUGGGUAACCGAUGAUGGUGUAUUAGCACUUUCAAAAAUGAAUAAUUUACAGAUUCUUAAUUUUCAUGGCCAAUGUAAUUACAUCACUGAUUCUUCAAUCAUAUUGCUAAAAAACUUGAUAAAAUUAGGUUUACCAUCUAGCAAAAAAAUUACUGAUGAUUCAGUCAUAACAGUUCUUAAAAAUUCACCAAAAAUGAGUGUGCUGGAUGUUUACGGCACAAAUGUGACUGCUGAAUUAGUCAAAAAAGCAGCAGAAAUAUCAAGAAGUCGAAAACAACGUCUCAUCUUCUGCAUUGAAUCAAUGCCAGAUAUACAACAAUAUGAUUCGCCUUAUUUUGAUUUGCAUACAUAUCAAAAAAUAAACGGAGAGCGAAGACUUGUAUCUGUCAGUGCAAGUGAUCACGCAUUCCCAUCGAAUUCAAGUGGGGAAGAACCAAUCUGGUGA
Molecule: messenger RNA, 1551 nt
Organism: Aphidius gifuensis
Lineage: Eukaryota; Metazoa; Arthropoda; Insecta; Hymenoptera; Braconidae
Exons: 5
Coding region: 37-1551 (504 amino acids)
Biological process (GO): SCF-dependent proteasomal ubiquitin-dependent protein catabolic process
Cellular component (GO): SCF ubiquitin ligase complex
Molecular function (GO): protein binding
Source: RefSeq, a predicted model, not a curated record